CCUUUGUGAGCUUUGCUCAUCCCUUCAAUUGCCUUAUGUGGUUAUCGGAGAUUUCAAUUCUACCCUUCAUAUGAGUGAAAAGGAUGGUGGUAGCCCUUGGAAUGCUUCCCAGUCGAUAGGCCUGCGGGACUUUAUCCAGGAUCAGGGUCUCCAUGAUCCUGGUUACCUUGGUGAUCAGUUCACUUGGACGAAUAGGAGGAUGGGCUUGGCCUGCGUUCGUGAAAGAUUAGACAGGGCCCUUUGCUCGCAAUCCUGGAUAGAUUGGUUCCCGCAGACCCAGGCCAAACAUUUCACGGACCAAGGUUUUGACCAUCGAGCUCUCCUGCUGUCUGAUAAGCCAUACGCUAGAAAUUGUCGGCCUCUUUUCCGGUUUGAUGCUCGGUGGGCUGAAAAUCCGGAAGUCAGGGCUAUGGUGUCCUAUGUCUGGCAAGAGGAUGUUCAGGGGACGCCCAUGUUCCAUCUCUGGGAACGUCUUAAGAGGCUUCGACAUUUGUUAUAUGACUGGAGUAGGACGGGCACCACCAACUCGCUGCGUAAUAUGAAAACCCUCCAGAGCAAAAUUGAUAGGGUUAAACUCGUCCACCCGAUUGACUAGGAUGAAGUUAGGAACCUGAAGAAGGAAUUGAAUCGGCAAUGGGAGGCUGAGGAGACUUAUUGGCACCAAAAGUCCAGGGUUCACUGGCUGAAAAAGGGAGAUAAAAAUACGGCCUAUUUCCACACAGUGACCAGAGUUCGUCGUAAAAAGAAUUUUGUGGAGGGCCUUCGCAAUGAGAAUGGAGAGUGGAUCACGGAUGAGGCUGGGAAGGCGGGGAUUGCUACGUUGUUUUACCAGCAGCUCUUCACUACAGAGAAUCAAGUGUCCAACAUGGUUGAGCGUGUGGCGGCUUUGCCCGUUACUCAAAGUGUUACGCCUGAAAUGAAUGCCAGCCUAACGGCGGCAGUCCUACCUUGUGAAGUUUGGAAGACGUAUUUGCAAUGGGGUCGAAACAGGCGCCCGGAUCCGAUGGAUUCACUGGGAAAUUUUUCAAAGCCUUCUGGGAUGCGUUUGCAAUGGGGUCGAAACAGCCUAAAAGACUUGCUUGCAUCUUGCCUCAAAUUAUCUCGGAGGGUCAGAAUGCGUUUAUCCGGGAUCGGCAGAUUGUGGAAAAUAUUCUUCUGGGUCAUGAGUUAAUGCGCUAUUUGAAAAUCAAAAAGCAGGGUAAGAAAUGGUACAUGGCUCUGAAGGUUGACGUGGAAAAGGCCUAUGACAGAGUCGAAUGGUCCUUUCUUAUAGCUGUUUUGGCGAAAAUGGGUUUUAACUCGAUCUGGCAAAGAAUGGAUUCUAGAAUGUCUUCGGUCUGCAUCUUUCUCUGUCCUCAUGAAUGGUUCCCCAUCUGGCUACUUCACAUCUUCUAGAGGGCUGCGGCAAGGGGAUCCGCCCUCCCCCCUUUUAUUUGUGCUAUUUACGGAGGGCUUUGCGGCCCUCCUUCGGAAAGCUAUUGUGGAAGGAAGGUUGGAAGGUGUUAAAGUGGCUCCUCGGGCACCCCGGAUCUCUCAUUUAUUUUUCGCUGAUGACUCUUAUUUGUUUUUGAGAGGUUCGCUCCAGGAGUGUGAAAAUUUGAUAGAAGUUCUUGAUGAAUAUGAGGAACUGAGUGGCCAGCGAGUGAACCUGGAUAAAACGGCUGUUUGUUUUAGUAGGAACAUUGUUCAAACGGAUCAAGAGUUUUUGGCUGCUAUUUUGGGUGUGGGAGCGGUGGGGGUUCAUGAUAAAUACCUGGGGCUCCCGACGCUGUUUGAGCGUUCGAAGAUGGCCACCUUUAGGUACCUUGAGGAGAAAUUAUUACAACGGUUUCAGGGAUGGAAACAGAAGACCUUAUCUUGGGCAGCAAAGGAAACUUUGAUAAGUCCAUUGCUCUGGCAUUACCUCUGCAUGUAACGUCUUUCUUCAAGCUGCCGGUCUCGUUGUGUCGCCUCCUGGACAAGCAUGUAGCUCGAUUCUGGUGGGGUGUUACUGAGGACCAUUUUCGGAUUCGGUGGAUGUCCUGGCGCAACAUGUGUCGUAGUAAGCAUGAGGGAGGGAUGGGUUUUCGCCGUUUUGAGCAAUUUAACCAGGCGU
Messenger RNA from Linum trigynum, 2095 nucleotides. NCBI's taxonomy places the organism in Eukaryota, Viridiplantae, Streptophyta, Magnoliopsida, Malpighiales, Linaceae. The record is from the annotation of a GenBank genome assembly.